Molecule: messenger RNA, 2688 nt
Organism: Diaporthe citri
Lineage: Eukaryota; Fungi; Ascomycota; Sordariomycetes; Diaporthales; Diaporthaceae
Exons: 3
Coding region: 1-2688 (895 amino acids)
Molecular function (GO): protein binding
Source: RefSeq, a predicted model, not a curated record
AUGUCCUUCGUCAAGGUUGUCCCCCAUAGUUCCUUUGAACCCGGCACACAUCUACUCACUCGGCCGACGUUCAACCACCAAAACACUCAGGACCGUUUACGCGAAGCCGCCAGAAGGCCGACUCCAUUUCCGAUGAUUAGCAACAUCAGGAAGGACCGAAGGUCCAUAUUCAAGGAGGUGGGCCUGGCACCAGAAGAACCCGGAUCAACAAAUACCUUUGACGAAAACCACGCCGUAGCAGACGAGAAGGAGGAGUCCCGCCAAGAACGGAGACCGAUCGUUCUUGACGCCGCCGAGGUCAGCACAUCCGCAACUGCUCGCUCGCGUGUUGAGGACCAGCAGCGCGAGGAAACGAACGUCAUUCAAGAGAAAGGGGAGCAACCGUCAGCGGACCCGUUGAGUCAACGCCGGAGUUUGCACGAGAUAUCACGAUCUCAAACUGUCUCAGCGCAGUCAGCUGCCAACAAGAUACCAUGGUAUGCCAAGCUCGCAGCAGGGAGGAGACCAAGAGUCAGGACGGUUGGAGGCUCGCCGCCAUCGCCUUUACGCGGCCUAUCAGCGGUCAGCAUGCUUGCCCUGGUCCUGGCUGUCCUGAUCCCGUUCACCGGUAGGGGCAAACAGGACACCGUGGGUGUCGCGGACGCUGGCCCCAUCAUACUGAGCAGGGCAGACAGCCCGACAGACGUUUGCGCGAGGUGGGCCAUGCAGUCUACUAUCCUCAAUGGCACGCUCUACAUGUAUGGAGGCGAGGCCAAGACGAGCUUGAAUCAGGAGAAUGACACUUGGAACAACAACCUCCUCGCGCUCGACCUGACCUCGACCUGGGAUACCAGCUCGCCAUCACUGACUGGCCUCCCGCAGCCGAGCGGACCACCAGCUGUCGCACUUGGCGCACUAUGGAAUGACUACAACAGUCUGUACGUCUAUGGUGGAGAGUUUGCCGACAAUCCAUUUCAGGAGCCGGUAGAGGUCUCGACAUGGCAGUACAGAAUCGGCUCCGGUACGUGGACGGAGCACUCGGACCCUCAGACUUCCUCGGGCAACAACUCGGCGUCCGAGGGCGUGCCUGUCCAGAGAGCCGCUGAAGGAGCAGCAGUCAGUGUGCCGGAGCUCGGGCUGAGCUGGUAUUUCGGAGGCCACCUGGACCUCUCCACCACACCGGGAUGGAGCAUACAUACGGAGCGCGUCUAUAUUAAGAGUCUGCUUGAGUUUACCCACCCAGGCUACUCCAACGACGGGGUGUUCUCACUGAGGGGCAGUGGUGCGCCAGCCUCAGGAACCUACAGGAACAUCACCGAAGGGGGGCUGCAGCUCAGCGACACCUUUACGGAGAGGGCUGACGGUGUGUUGGUGUUUGUCCCCGGCUGGGGUGCCUCGGGUGUCCUGAUCGGCCUCGGAGGCGGAACGGCUGAGGACUUUGUGGACGAUAUGUCUACACUGGACGUCUAUGACAUUGCCAACUCGGUCUGGUAUCACCAACAAACUUCAGGGUCUCCUCCCGGGGUCCGAGUCAACCCUUGUGCGGUCGUCGCGACCGCGCCGGAUGCGAGCAGCUUCCAGAUUUAUGUGUUUGGAGGGCAGAAUCUGCAACCUGCCGGCAAUCAAAUUCAGUACGACGACAUGUACAUAUUGACCAUCCCCUCAUUCACCUGGAUCGGGCCUGUCUCCCAAGGCGGCUCCAGCUCCAGCAUCCCCUACGCACGAGCUGGGCAUACCUGUACCCUGCGCGAUGGGCAGAUGAUCGUGGCAGGUGGGUUCAACACAACUAUGUCAAGAUGUGACAGCCCCGGCAUAUAUGUCUUCAACGCUUCGUCCCUGGAGUGGGGAACGUCAUUCAGGGCGCUUGCUCCGUCCUCCGACGCCGGCUCCGCAGACAAUAGUGUGAUGGCCGGUAGCUACGGGUAUGUAGUACCCGAUGAGGUUAUCAGCGUCGUUGGCGGCGGGCCAUCAGGCAGUGCAACCAUCACGCAGCCCGCAGCCAGCGCGACAGGCGGCCCCUUCGCCACCGGCAAACCGCCAGUCUUCACAAUCACCGCGUCCGGGUCAACCGCGACCAUCACUUCGCCCCCAGGAUCGUCGAGCCCCGGCGACUCCAAACCGGCGAACCAGGGCGGCCUCAUCGCCGCCAUAGUCAUCGCGUGCCUCGCCGGCGCGGCAGCCGGGUACCUUGGGUAUUGCGCGUGGCUGUACCGCCGGCAGGUGCGCGCGUACAAGACGCACCUGGCGGUGCAGAACCGCUUCCCGGCUCGGUCUGCGUCGCACGGCUCGUUCUUCUUCGGCGCCUUCGGGCGCAGGAAGAGCAACGCCCGCGGAGAGGAAGAGAAAGCCUGGCUUGCCGGCCACAGGCGUGACGCCAGUGAUGGGAGCAGCAGGGCGGGCGACGAGUCGUUUGCGUGGGUUGGUCGGGACAAUCUGCUCGACCCCAGCUCCAAUUCCAACUCGAACAAGUUCACGCCCACGAGCAGUGGUGCGCGGCCCAGCUAUGGGGACGAUUCCAAAGGAGGGCCAUCGCCCGGCUCCGGCACUUCUCCAGGUGAGGUCAGCGGUAGCAGCAGACCGAGGAGAGACAGCACCAGUGGUGCGAGUACCAGCUCGCUCGAAGGUCAGGAGCCGAGUUUCUUCAGUGUAGUCAUGGGCCCCAGGAGGGCCUUGAGAGUGGUCAACGGGCUGGAAGAUGAUGCACAUUAG